UCGGCGGCGGAGACGGCGGGACUCGCCCUGGUUGUGAUUGCGCUUUCACAUUGUGGGCCUAACAAAGAAGUGUCAGCAUCAGGGUAAAGAAGCUCUUGAGAUCUCUGAUGAUGGCGAGAGGAGUUGUGGGUGAGAAAUGGUCACAGCGGAUUCUGUGGGUAUGCGCGAUCGGGAGCGCAAUAAGCUUGUACUUUGUGGCCGUGGAGAGGCAGGCGCAGAAUCGGGCGCGAAUGAUGGCCGAGGGUUUGAAGAGUGUGGAUGGCUUGUCGAGCCAUUCCGGUGGUGAGGAUGUUUGAAGGUGAAUGCUCAGCAAUUUAGUUAAAAUCUUUGUCUCGUGUCCUAAUCACUAUUACAAUACAAAUUUUUACAAACAGAAUAAGGAUCAAAGGCGCACUUGUAUAAUAAUUUUUUUUUCCUAAAGGCGCACUUGUAUCUGUUGGGUUUUUUGUAUCAGCUGUUAUUUUAAAUGUUCUCUUAAAUCUUUAUUAGCAGUUUUGAAGGCUAAUUCUAUUUAUAUUGUUGAUGAUACUUGAUACACGAUAGUAUAAAGUAUUUGGAUGCUUACCUUCCGGCUGAACACCAUGUGCCCUGAAACAUGAGGAGGGCUGUCUUCUUUUGUUCACUUACUGGGAACAAAAUUCCUUUAUUGGAAUUGUUGAUGUCUGUUUGAUCACAGAUGUUUUUAUUGUAAGUACGUUGGGCCUAGUCAUUUUGAAGCAAUAUAAAAUCAACUGCUAUUGUAAGUUA
Ananas comosus (pineapple) is the source of this 747-nucleotide messenger RNA. RefSeq lists its product as uncharacterized. The transcript is spliced from 4 exons. Bases 108 to 296 code for a protein of 62 amino acids. The record is from RefSeq and is a predicted model, not a curated record. NCBI's taxonomy places the organism in Eukaryota, Viridiplantae, Streptophyta, Magnoliopsida, Poales, Bromeliaceae.